Messenger RNA from Emericellopsis cladophorae, 1215 nucleotides. Its product is annotated as Pre-mRNA-splicing factor CWC2. The coding region runs from base 1 to 1215 and encodes 404 amino acids. Gene Ontology annotation, cellular component: U2-type catalytic step 2 spliceosome; Prp19 complex; U2-type catalytic step 1 spliceosome. The record is from RefSeq and is a predicted model, not a curated record. Gene Ontology annotation, molecular function: metal ion binding; U6 snRNA binding; pre-mRNA binding. Lineage: Eukaryota; Fungi; Ascomycota; Sordariomycetes; Hypocreales; Bionectriaceae. The transcript has 2 exons.
AUGACCGACGUGAUAGACCAGGCCACGGAGGUCCAGGUCCCCGUGGGCCAAGAGGAAGAACAGAAAAUGGCGCUCACCACGACAAAUACCGAGGUCGCUGCGCCAACAGAGAAGAAGGUCAAGAAGAUCAUCCGCAAAAAGAAGCGACCGGCGCGCGUGCAAAUGGAUCCUGACGAGCUCACGUCCGAGCCGCCGCCACAGACGGGCACGAUUUUCAACAUUUGGUACAACAAAUGGGCGGGAGGCGAUCGCGAGGACAAAUACCUAUCUCAAACCAAAGCCAAGGGGCGGUGCAACAUCGCAAAGGACAGCGGCUACACCAAGGCAGACGCUGUCAACGGGAGCUACUUCUGUCUGCACUUUGCGCGGGGCAUUUGUACAAAGGGCCAGGACUGCUCCUACCUACAUCGCUUGCCAGGCCCAUUUGACAUGUUCAACCCGAACGUCGACUGCUUUGGGCGUGACAAACACUCCGACUACCGCGAUGACAUGGGUGGUGUGGGAAGUUUCAUGCGCCAGAACCGCACGGUGUAUGUGGGGAGAAUACACGUCACGGACGACAUUGAGGAGAUUGUGGCCAGGCAUUUCGCCGAAUGGGGGCCUAUUGAGCGCACUCGCGUCCUGAACAGCCGCGGUGUGGCGUUCAUCACAUAUACCAACGAGGCGAACGCACAAUUCGCCAAAGAGGCCAUGGCGCAUCAAUCCCUCGACUCGGACGAAGUUCUCAACGUACGCUGGGCAACCGCCGAUCCGAACCCCAUGGCCCAGGCCCGCGAGGCGCGACGAAUUGAAGAACAAGCGGCUGAUGCGAUCCGACGCGCACUACCUGCAGAGUUCGUGGCAGAGAUUGAGGGCAAAGAUCCCGAGGCGAGAAAGAGGAGGAAAAUCGAAAGCAGCUACGGACUUGAGGGUUACGAAGCACCGGACGAAGUUCACUUUGCUCGAGGCACCAACGCAGUCAACCCCUUGGGACGGGAAGGGUUCGCGAUGGAAUACCAAGAACCUCUGAUGCUGGAGAAUGGCCAGGCAGGCGAUACUCCCACUGCGGAAGAAACCGGACAAUCGCCACAAGAGCAGCAGCAGCAGCAACAAGAACAAGCAGGGAUCUUCUCGAGCAGUACCUUGGCGGCGCUCAACAAGGCUCAGGUGGCAUUGACGGCGAAACCGCAAGCAGCAGCAGGGCCAUUGGUGGCCUACGACAGUGACAGUGACUGA